AUGAAGAACACGGGAGAAGGAGAGGACAGCACUACCCUGAUCGCCAUGUCUGAACUACCUGACAAAAACUAUGGAAGCAUUAGCCCAGCCGAAGACAAGAAUGUAUUUAGUGAUGGAGUCACACGUCUUGAUUUCGUGCUGGUAUGGGAAGAGUCUUCGGCUCAGUCAAAACCUAUUGAACCAGAAGAUAAAUUGGCUCGCACCACAGAAGCUAUUCACCAAAAGUGGAGAAAAGAGUUCCUGUCCAAACUGAAAAUCUCUGGUCUGCAGCAGGAGAUGAAAGAAGUUGUACAAGGUAGAAAGAAAACAACAUAUGUUCUCUUGAACGCCCCCUGGAGUGUGCUAUGUUAUUACGCUGAGGAGAUUGGCCUUCGAGUUCCACUACAGGUUGAGACAACUCAAGAGUCCAACUGGUCAGAGACAGUACUGAGCAAGUUACACAUUCCUAACAUCUUAGCCCAGCAAGUACCUAACCCUCCACCGGAUUACUACACCUGCCAGUUCCGUCCUAACAAGCUUGAGAGGUUUCUUGGCCAUGAAAACAAGGACACUUUCUUCAAGAUAACACAGAGGCAUCAAAUUGUAUAUGAAAUAUUAGCAAGCACGCAAUUUGGGGCAUUGAAAAAUGGAGAGGUUGGAAUAGCCAGGCUAGUGAAAGAAAAUGUAUUUACUGCCGCCUAUCCCUUACACGAGGGUCAGUUUGAGAUGCCUACAGGUCCAGUAAAUCCUGAGAGUCUGAGCACGAGGCAGAUCUUACAUCACUACUGGGCAAGAUGGGGCUGCUGGAAAAAUUAUCAGCCCCUGGAUCACAUCCGUGAAUAUUUUGGCGAGAAGAUCGCCCUCUACUUUGCAUGGUUAGGUUUUUACACAGGCUGGUUACUUCCUGCUGCAGUAAUGGGCAUCAUCUUAUCUGUGUUUGGGAUCUGGCUUAUGAUCACUGACGUUCCAGCGCAGGAAGUUUGCAACAAAGAUAACAACAUUGUCAUGUGUCCAACCUGCACCAUCUGCAAAUAUUGGAAUCUCUCCAGCAUCUGCCAUUACUACAGAGCAGGCUUACUAUUUGACAAUGGAGGAACUGUUUUCUUCAGUAUCUUCAUGUCCCUGUGGGCGGUCACCUUUCUGGAGUACUGGAAACGUACCUGCUCUGUCCUGUCCCAUAAGUGGGACUGCUCUGAGUUCGAGGAAAUUGAAGAAAGACCUAGGCCAGAGUUUGCUGCGGUGGCCCCCAUGACUAUCCGUAAUCCUAUUACUGGGGCAGAAGAGCCACAUUUCCCAGAGAUUAGCCGCUUCCGGCGCAUCGUUACUGGCAGCAUGGUCGUCAUCCUGAUGGUCGCAGUAGUUCUGAUGUGUCUGUUAGGGAUUAUCCUAUACCGGACUAUCCUGAGCAUGAUCAUCUACCAAUCAGUGGAUGAAUUCUUUAUUUUCUCUGCUGGAAAAAUAGCAAGUCUCUCUAGCUCAGUGUUAAACUUGGUGGUAAUUAUGAUUCUGUCUAAGUUCUACACAUUCCUGGCCUACAAACUGACUCAAUGGGAAAUGCAUCGUACUCAGACCACAUAUGAAGAUGCUUUCAUCCUUAAAGUGUUCAUUUUCCAGUUUGUCAACUUCUACUCUUCUCCUGUUUACAUAGCAUUUUUUAAAGGAAGGUUUGUUGGAUACCCUGGGAACUAUACUACACUUUUUGAGAUUCGAAAUGAAGAUUGUGGUGCUUCAGGAUGUCUCAUUGAGCUUGCUCAAGAGCUGUUAAUCAUCAUGGUUGGCAAACAACUCAUCAACAAUGUUCAGGAAUUUCUUCUUCCUAAGUUAAAAGCCUGGUGGCACAAGCGGAAACUCCGUCCAGCUGAAAAUGAAAAUGGAGAAAAACAGCAAGAAAGUGUGGCACCCUGGGAAAGGGAUUAUGAACUGUUGGUGUGUGAGGGACUGUUUGAUGAGUAUCUGGAAAUGGUUCUGCAGUUUGGUUUUAUUACAAUUUUUGUGGCUGCCUGUCCCUUGGCACCACUUUUUGCCUUGGUCAACAACUGGAUUGAGGUACGUCUGGAUGCACAGAAAUUUGUGUGUGAGUAUCGGAGACCAGUGGCAGAGAGGGUGCAGGACAUCGGGAUAUGGUUCACAAUCCUACAAGUCAUCAGUUAUUUGGCUGUGAUUAGCAAUGCUUUCCUGAUUGCUUUUACAUCUGACUUCCUGCCUCGUCUCUAUUACCGCUACACCACUGAGGGGACUCUGAAAGGCUACAUCAAUUUCACACUCUCUGUCGCACCCAACAACUUUACACAAAGUGAAAUGCAGUGCUGGUAUCGAGGUUCACGAGAUGAGAAAGGACGUUACACUUCUGAUUUCUACAAUCUGUUGGCUGUUCGGCUUGGUUUUGUCAUUAUAUUUGAGCAUGUAGUAUUUCUGAUUAGUCGCAUGAUUGAUUGGAUGGUUCCGGAUAUUCCAGAAGAGGUGGAGAUCAAGAUCAAAAGAGAGCACUACAUGGCUAAAAAAGCACUGACUGAGAAUCAGACCCUAGAAGCAGUUUUAGAGGCAUCGGAUCUCCGAUGGAGAGGAAAAUCGCGGAGUCCCACAGCCUCACCUCGUGAAACUGACUCCCCUGGGUCAAGUGGGACUCUAGCAUCUGAUGACUAACCUUCAUUCUGACUUUUUAUCCACUGAUUUUGACAGAUUGGUGAUAAAAAAUUGGAUUUAUUAUUGAUACCUGAAACAGGAUGACACAGUGGUUAAUGUAUAAUAUUAUCACAUCACCAUAACCUGUCAAAACUACCAGUUUGACCAU
Trichomycterus rosablanca is the source of this 2770-nucleotide messenger RNA. RefSeq names its product anoctamin 7 (gene ano7). Lineage: Eukaryota; Metazoa; Chordata; Actinopteri; Siluriformes; Trichomycteridae. Bases 1 to 2622 code for a protein of 873 amino acids. The record is from RefSeq and is a predicted model, not a curated record. Gene Ontology annotation, cellular component: plasma membrane. The transcript is spliced from 23 exons. Gene Ontology annotation, molecular function: protein dimerization activity; chloride channel activity. Gene Ontology annotation, biological process: chloride transmembrane transport; calcium activated phospholipid scrambling.